Molecule: messenger RNA, 1809 nt
Organism: Fibroporia radiculosa
Lineage: Eukaryota; Fungi; Basidiomycota; Agaricomycetes; Polyporales; Fibroporiaceae
Exons: 7
Coding region: 1-1809 (602 amino acids)
Biological process (GO): translation
Cellular component (GO): mitochondrial small ribosomal subunit
Molecular function (GO): structural constituent of ribosome; methyltransferase activity
Source: RefSeq, a predicted model, not a curated record
AUGUCCCUUUUGCGUCAAAAGUCUAGACACACGACAGCGGACAAUCCGCAUGCCAGGACACAUCGAGAAUUAGAGGUGUAUCCCUCUGAUUCAUCCACUCAAGACGGUGAUAUAGAACCUGAAGAAUUAGAAGAGCAGGAAGAACAUUUCGAUGAUAGGGAAGGGCGAAAAUCUCCUGCAGCCCUGUUUGGCAGUCAGCGCAUCGGUGCAGUCGUUUUACCUUUUGAGUUGCAGACCGCUAUCACUCGCCUCAUAGCUGAUUCGGAUAAGCAUGCUCUGCGCUCCGAUGCCACACGCCUUUUCAUGCACGAUAAAGGCAAUGGCGAGGAUUGGGACACUUCUUAUAAAGUUCAGUACAAGUCGCGCAAACAAGCAGGCCGUCAUGCUGAGCGAGACGGGACCGCCUUUGCUUCUGUUGCCCUCCCAUCUCACUAUGCCGCUAUUUUUGCUGUUUUAGAUCACGCCAAACGAAGGCUUGGACCUGAGUGGAAAAUCAAACGAGUCAUUGAUUGGGGUUGCGGGACAGGUGCAGGCUUGUGGGCAACAUCACACUCGUUCCGUGAUCAACUACAUCAACAAGCCCAUCCAGAUAGCGAUGAUGCACAGCUUGCGGAAAGCACCGUUUCAGAAUACCUUGGCAUUGAUAAACGAGAUGGUCUUAUCAACAUUGGGAAGAAUUUGGUGAAAGAUGUCAACCCAUCUGGACUAAGUCUUUCAUGGCAAAAGUCAUUCCACGACGAUGACAAGAUUUCUCGGUCAAAUGGAGAGGAUGUCAUUGGUUUAUCCGCAUUCAUGCUGUCUUCAUUAUCCACUUCCCUGGCCAGAAAGACGCUCGUCAAGGGGAUGUGGGAGAGUGGUGCAGGUGUAAUGGUCUUGAUUGAUCAUAGCUCUACCUCUGGGUUCGAAGCCAUUGCAGAAGCUCGAGACUUCUUGUUGCGUAUGGGUCGAAAGGAACUGGAGGACCCUGAAACAGAAUCAUGGCAUGUCAGAGGCUGUCAUGUCGUCGCGCCCUGCCCUCAUGAUGGUUCAUGUCCUCUCUACCACCCAGGUGCAAGCAAAUUAGUUUGUGGAUUUUCCCAGAGACUCCAACGACCUAAAUUUGUUCGAAAAACAAAAAAUUCUGGUGUCGGACAUGAAGAUACUGGGUAUUCUUACGUCGUCAUUAGAAGAGGUAGUAGGCCGAUUCCGCCUGGAACCAAAGUCGGCCGGAUUGGUGACGUUGGUAAACGUGAGAUUGCAAAAUUGGCUUCCAAGCAGACACCGGUGCAAGAGCUCAUCAUUGACCAUGAGCAGAGGCACACCACUGAGGUGCCUUUGUCUGCGUCAGACUCUAGUGUGGAACUCUUAACAGCGGAACCGCACGCACCCACAAGAGCACAGCCAAUAAAGAAGUGGCCGGAAACACAAGUGGAAGAUGCUCUUCGUCUCGAAGCUUAUUCGUGGCCUCGCCUUGUAUUCCCUCCCCUCAAACGUAGUGGCCACAUCAUCCUGGAUGGCUGUACAAGAGAAGGUAAAAUAAUGCGAAUGACCGUUCCAAAAUCACAGGGGAAGCAACCGUACUAUGAUGCCCGAAAGUCAAAUUGGGGUGAUAUAUUUCCUCAUGCACCUAAGAAUGCACCGCAAGAACGCUAUCAGCCAUCCCGCGCUAAAGGAGCAACUACGCCAGCCAAAGGUGAGGACAUCGGUAAACGCAGAAAAGCAUAUCCCCAGGCCGUAGAUUAUGCCCAGUUGUCUGCUGAGAUAGAAGAGCAAAAACGAAGACAAAGGAGGCAGCGUUCACGAGUAGCUAGCGGUUGGAGUGAGGAAUAA